AGCAGCAGGAGGAUGGAGACGGUGACUGGCUGAACAAUGUGUAGCAGAGAUCCUGAGCAGUCAUGAGUGUCAGACAUGCUGCCUGGAGACCAUUUACCUGUGGACGACAAGGACGACCAGGGCAAGCAGACUAAAGGUUGUGUGUCUUUAGAGGAAAUCCUUCCAGUGCGUGAGCCUGUGUGCAGGGGAAAUACCGUCCCCACUGACCUCAUCAUCACUCAGCCUGUUGCUGCCUCACAGGGGGCAGUGGAGCUCACGUCAACUUCCUGCCCACAAUGUGGCCUCACAGUCCCAGACCAAAGACUCCUGGCGGUUCCCCGGGGCCAGAGCAAACCGCAGGACUCUACUUCAUCAGUGUACACCAACAGCAGCAGGAAGAGCAGGAAGAGCAGAAGUACACACACACCUGCAGCCACACCAAGUGACUCUUGUUUCCAGCUGUUGCUGGCCUGCCUGUCGUGUCAGUGCUCUGUCGUGCUCUUGAGCCUGUUGGAGGCCUGCUCCUCCUGCCUGAACACCCUCUGCUCCUCCUGCUGUAACGCCUGCAACCGCUGCUGCUCCGCUGUCCAGGAGGCGCCCAUGGAGGAGUUCAACUGCCACACGCACUGCCACUCGGUCCUGUUCGAGUCCUGCUGCGAGCCAACGGAGUGUCUCGAGUUUUGUGUGGACUGCUGUGAGAUCUGCCAUCGCACGUAGGAGACAGUAGACGGUAGUCAGGCCUGAGGAUUGACUAAGGAAAAGGAGGGAAAAAGGAAAGGAUCUUUAUUGUCAUUAUAGCUACAACUGAAAGUACAAGGUCAGGUGGAGCGUUGAUCAGACUGAGCGCGCCGCCAACAAGCCAACUCCACACAAAGAGGUCCCAGACAGGGAAUUGAAUCCAGCACCUUCAUGCUGUGAGGCGAAAGCGCCAACCGCCAUGCCACAUUAUCAACUCAUCCAUGGAGCAAGAACAACAUGUGAUUCACAAGUUCCAUAAGGAUGUUGCUUCUGCCCACAUGUCAUCCUGUGUGGAUCCUGUGUUGUGACCUUCACAUUCUAUGUUUUGCUGCUAAUUUCCUACUUACUUACCCACAGGAUUAAGGGGCGAUUCAACUUCAGUGAAGGGAACAUUCAUGUCACACUUUGAUUCACUUUCCGAGACAUAAAUAAGAAGAAACUGGAACAUGAGCUAAGGGGCCAUUAGCCUAUGUUAGCAUAAUUACAUUACAUUACAUGUCAUUUAGCAGACUCUUUUAUCCAAAGC
Solea senegalensis (Senegalese sole) is the source of this 1243-nucleotide messenger RNA. RefSeq names its product myoD family inhibitor domain-containing protein-like. Lineage: Eukaryota; Metazoa; Chordata; Actinopteri; Pleuronectiformes; Soleidae. Bases 76 to 696 code for a protein of 206 amino acids. The transcript has 4 exons. The record is from RefSeq and is a predicted model, not a curated record.